Messenger RNA from Hermetia illucens (black soldier fly), 1772 nucleotides. RefSeq names its product methionine synthase reductase. Gene Ontology annotation, cellular component: cytosol. Gene Ontology annotation, biological process: homocysteine metabolic process. NCBI's taxonomy places the organism in Eukaryota, Metazoa, Arthropoda, Insecta, Diptera, Stratiomyidae. Gene Ontology annotation, molecular function: flavin adenine dinucleotide binding; FMN binding; [methionine synthase] reductase (NADPH) activity. Bases 67 to 1452 code for a protein of 461 amino acids. The transcript has 3 exons. The record is from RefSeq and is a predicted model, not a curated record.
UGGCGUGGAGUGCACGUGUAGGAGCAUAGGUGUCGUGUGUGACAAGAUUGCUUCAGACACUUCGGAAUGCAUUUGGAACAGUUUUCUGACAUAAAUCUUGAGGAAUAUUCCUCCAAAAAGCUGUCACUACCCGCGGUACCGUCGAGGUAUAUAGAAACAAUGAGUGGCAGUGAGACAUGGAAUAAUGACAAGGAGAGUGUUGUGUACAAUGCGCUGCCGUUUGCUCGCACCGAACUGCUAAACGUACCAAUAAAGUCAGCCAGGAUACUUUGUCAGGGAGAUGACGUCAAGAAAGUUAUAGAAAUCAUCUUUGAUCUUAAGGAUCAUCCAGUCGAUUUUUUACCGGGCGACACAAUCGGAAUUCAGCCCAUCAACCGAGAUCAGGAUGUAAACUUCUUAAUCGACACACUAGAAUUAAGUUCAAAUACGGAUAAAAAAGUUAAUUUAUCAAUAAUGAAAACAACACAGAAAAAAGCUGCCAAACUGCCGAACUACUUACCUGAAAUCACAACUAAUCGAAUUUUACUAAGAAACUACUUAAAUAUGUAUUCUGCUCCAAAAAAGCUAUUUCUUCGUGCUCUUGUCGAAUUCACUGACGACAAAAGGGAGCGGUUGUUGCUUCAAAUUCUUUGUUCAAAAGAAGGUGGUGGAUUUUACAAUCAAUACGUUACGGAGAAAGGUAUGACAUUUUUGGAUCUUUUGAAAUUGUGCCCUUCUUGUAAACCACCAAUGGGGAUUCUUAUUGAACACCUCCCACGUUUACUGCCACGACCAUAUUCUGUAGCGAACAGUUCGCUCAAAUCUCCAAAAGAGUUGAAGAUAGUAUUCUCUGUCUUAACCGAUGAAUCUCAAAAAGGAUUGACGACUGAGAUGCUGGAAGAAAUGGUUGAAAAGUUUUUAAAAAAUAAAAACAAUCCUUGCAGUGUCAAUUUGUAUUUCCGGGAUGAAAAUGCUUUCAAAUAUACCCAAGACGACCUUAAUAAAAACAUUAUUAUGAUAGGCAUUGGAUGUGGGAUAUCACCGUUUGUGGGAUUUUUAGAACAUAAAUUCGAGUUAGAAAAACAAUUAGUUACGGGAAAACGAGAUUUCAAGACUUGGCUGUUUAGUGGAUCUAGAUAUUGUCGCAACGCUCUAUUUCGGAAGGAAAUCUGUGAUUUCCUGGAAGCUGGAACUAUUGACGAGUAUUUUGAAAGUAACUCACGGGAAGUUGAUAGUGAAUUUAAAUACGUACAAGAUCAGAUUGUUUCAAAUGCGGAGAGGUUUGUUAAUUUAUUGUUAUGCCCACAAACUAAAAUAUACGUUUGUGCUGAUGGAAAUGAAAUCUCAAAAAAGAUUGUAGCAUGCAUAGAGGAAUGUAUAAAAUCAGUUUGUAAUUUACCAAUUGAGGAGGCGAGUGAUAUAUUGAAGGAUAUGCGACGAAACGCUAGGUAUAUUGAGGAUAUUUGGCUGUGAUUUUAUUCAUAAGUAGGGAAAUUUUUAAAUUUUAAUAAAGUAGUGAGUUAUUGUGAAUUGUAGUGAUUACAGAACGAAAUGUGUUUCAUUCGAGAAAUAAUUUGAUUAUUAGUGUAGAUUGAGAUUUAGAUUAUGCGAUGAAUAUGGAAAUAUUUAUACCCGAAGAAUAGUAGUUAAAUGGUUUAUUACUUAAAAUUAUAAAAAGGUGAAGUUUGAUUGUUGACUCUGCAAAAAUCUAUGACGAUCAAUUUAUAAAUUCUUGUAAACGUAACAACUGUAUACAGCUUUAGUUGAAUAAAUUAGCAUCCGCGUCCGAAGUA